Messenger RNA from Mercurialis annua (annual mercury), 2085 nucleotides. RefSeq names its product probable galacturonosyltransferase 10. The record is from RefSeq and is a predicted model, not a curated record. Gene Ontology annotation, molecular function: polygalacturonate 4-alpha-galacturonosyltransferase activity. The transcript has 2 exons. The coding region runs from base 309 to 1913 and encodes 534 amino acids. Lineage: Eukaryota; Viridiplantae; Streptophyta; Magnoliopsida; Malpighiales; Euphorbiaceae.
AAUACCAAAAACUUAGAAAAUUGCAAAACCCAUUUCUCUCUGUCUCUCUCAACUAUUAUAACUGUAUCUCAGAAAACUUUUUUAGCUUCACAGAACACUUGAGUAGACUCGGAAACACCCAAAAUCAAUCCAAAUCAACAAAAACUUAAUUCAAAUCGUAGACCCACUUCCAACAUCAAUCUGAUCUGUGCUGGGUAUUGACCAAUUUGCAUUCACGAGCCACAAUUACGAUUCGAUGCGUGAGAAAAAUCUGAACUUUCUCGGGAAACAAACAAAAAGCUGGAAUCUUUGAAAAGUGUGAUUAGAUAAUGAGGCGGAGACCGAUGGAUCUUCGACGGCCGGUGAGGCGGCGGAUUUCGAAUGUGGUGUGGUGGACACUGUGUGGCAUAGUGGUUGUGCUCUUUAUAGUAAUUUUUAGUAAAGAGAGCCAGAUUGAAUCUAGACACUCCCAUACAAAGGGGAGAUAUUAUAGUCGUGAUAGAAUUAUUGAAGGCUUAAACAUUACUGAAGAAAUGCUGAGCGCUAACUCAGUUACCAGACAACUCACCGAUCAAAUUUCUCUUGCAAAAGCUUUUGUUGUGAUUGCAAAAGAAAGCAACAAUCUUCAGUUUGCUUGGGAAUUAAGUGCUCAGAUCCGGAAUUCGCAGGUCCUCCUUUCAAGUGCUGCAACAAGACGAGCUCCUUUAACAAUCAGAGAAUCAGAAACUGCAGUUCGUGAUAUGGCACUUCUACUCUAUCAAGCCCAGCAGCUCCAUUAUGAUAGCGCAACUAUGAUCAUGAGAUUGAAAGCCAAAAUCCAAGCACUUGAAGAACAAAUGGGUUCUGUGACAGAGAAGAGCUCAAAGUAUGGACAAAUAGCUGCAGAAGAGGUUCCAAAAGGUCUUUACUGCCUAGGUAUUCGGUUAACUACUGAAUGGUUUGGAAAUUUAAAUUUGCAGAGAAAAGUCGGUGGAAAAUUGCACGUGGAAGCAAAACUUAGAGAUAGCAGUCUCUAUCAUUUCUGUGUCUUCUCCGACAACAUCCUUGCAACUUCAGUUGUGGUCAAUUCUACUGCAUUAAAUUCCAAAAACCCAGAUCUGGUUGUCUUUCAUAUUAUAACUGAUGAAAUAAACUAUUUUGCAAUGAAAGCCUGGUUUUCUAUGAAUGAUUUCAGAGGAGUGGCUGUUGAGGUUCAGAAGUUUGAGGACUUUAAGUGGUUGAAUGCUUCUUAUGUUCCAGUUCUGAAGCAGCUACAAGACUCUGAAACUCAAAGCUAUUACUUUUCGGGCCAUAAUGAUGAAAAUCGGACUCCAAUCAAGUUCCGAAACCCAAAAUAUCUGUCUAUGCUAAAUCACCUGAGGUUUUAUAUCCCUGAAGUUUUUCCUGCGUUGAAGAAGGUGGUAUUUCUUGACGAUGAUGUAGUGGUACAGAAGGACGUAUCUGCUCUUUUUUCAAUUGAUUUGAACGGCAAUGUGAAUGGAGCAGUCGAGACAUGCAUGGAGACAUUUCACCGAUACCACAAGUACCUCAACUAUUCUCACCCUCUCAUCCGUGACCAUUUUGAUCCCGAUGCAUGUGGCUGGGCAUUCGGGAUGAAUGUUUUCGAUUUGGUCGAGUGGAGAAAAAGAAACGUAACAAACAUCUACCACUACUGGCAGGAAAAGAACGUGGACCGUACGCUUUGGAAACUCGGGACUCUACCACCAGGACUUCUGACAUUCUAUGGACUGACAGAGCCAUUAGAGCCGACAUGGCACAUUUUGGGAUUGGGUUACGCAAAUGUCGACCCUCAUUUGAUAGAGAAGGGAGCAGUUUUGCACUUCAACGGAAACUCAAAGCCGUGGUUGAAGAUCGGAAUGGAAAAGUACAAACCGCUUUGGGAGAAGUAUGUAGAUUAUUCUCAUCCUUUAUUGCAGCAAUGUAAUUUUCAUUGAGAAGCUUCACUCACAAUCAUCCCCUAUUGCGUAAGAAUAUCUAAAUUUUGUAGUCAAGUAUAUGAUUGCGCAAUUUUUACAAGAUCAAGCAUGUCACUGAUUGUACAAGUGCUUGUUGUAGCAUAGACUCUCUAGUUUCCAUUAAUUAUUGAAGGUUAUCAUUUUUUAUUUA